CUGCGUGACCGCGGCAGGUUGGUCCUGGAGCAGAUGAGCGCAGAAUAUUUAGGCGAAAGCGCACGGAGGGGGGUUGCGCGGGGAAGGAGGAGUACCUCGGCCAAGAAAAUUAUGCAUGCGUUAGGGAAGCUGUGAGAGAAUGGCUGUGGAAGCUCUCCACUGCGGUUUGAAUUCCCGGGGUAUUGAUCAUCCUGCUCAUACUGAAGGCAUUAAACUGCAAAUUGAAGGUGAAGGUGUUGAGUCUCAACCCAUUAAAAACAAACAUUUCCAGAAGGUGCUUGACCAAAAAGGAACCCCCAAGCGACUGCAGGCAGAAGCUGAGACGGCUAAGUCGUCUACGGUGAAGCUGUCAAAACCAGUGGCUCUGUGGACUCAGCAGGAUGUCUGCAAGUGGUUGAAGAAACAUUGUCCGAAUCAGUAUCAGAUCUACAGCGAGUCAUUCAAACAGCAUGACAUAACUGGGCGAGCUUUGCUGAGACUUACUGACAAAAAGCUUGAGCGAAUGGGGAUUGCCCAAGAAAACCUCCGGCAGCACAUCUUGCAACAGGUGCUCCAGCUGAAGGUGCGGGAGGAAGUCAGAAACCUACAGUUACUCACACAAGGAGCAUCUACAGCUUCUCAGAGGCCCAAGCUUAGUCUUCGGAACAGUCAGUCCAUGGUGUCUGUGACAACGUCGUUUUCGAUGGCAGGCUUGUGUCUACCAAGAACACGGGAUUGAAGUGAAAGAGUCCAGAAAAGCAGAAGUUUUCUUUAUUAUUUUCCAAAGCCAGGUUAAGUGUGGGUAGAAAGUGUGACUGGACAGACCAUAUAUUUACUAGGGGCUUUCCCAUGAACCAGCAAGUUCUUAAAAGCCCACCCAUUCAUAAUUUCAUGCAAGUCCACACUUUGCCAAUUUCUCCCCAGGACAAGAAGGAAAACAAACUAGGGAUAAACAACAAUAACAGAAAACCUGACAUCAAACAAUAAGAAAAACCCCUAUAGGCGUGCCUCUCAAGUGACCCCUUCCCCCUAAUCCUCUCUUUCUUUAUUCUUUAUUACAAAUUAAUAUCGUGAGUCAUACAAGUUAGUAAAAACUGGGCGUUAGGUGCUUCUGUCAGGAGGGAGAGAUGAUGAAUGCCAUGUUCAGGUUUUCCCUCUAACUCCCAGACUAUCCCAACUAUUUUCAUUAAUAACCUGCUUCCUUUUAUUGUCCUUAGCUCUUGGCUCUGACUUCUUGUUUUUCAUUGUGUUGUUGAUUUGAAGAACAUUCUUUCUGAGAUUCUUGGUUCCAGGUACUAAGUUUGUUGAUAGCUUCUUAUAUUCCAGGCAUAGGAUGCUUCCCCAUAUGUUAUCUUAAUUGAUCCUUAAAACAAUUCACUACACAGCUGAGAAAAAAAAAUUGUAGCAUCAUAGAGAUAGUAGGUGCUGGAGUGAUGGCUUGAGUGAGCUCUUUCAGGUAUAUUAGACCAGACUUGCCAGAAGCUGGUCCAUCCUUGCUGCUUGACACAGUCGCUGCAGGAAAGAAACAUC
Myotis lucifugus (little brown bat) is the source of this 1509-nucleotide messenger RNA. RefSeq names its product sterile alpha motif domain containing 12 (gene SAMD12). The coding region runs from base 140 to 718 and encodes 192 amino acids. Gene Ontology annotation, molecular function: protein binding. The transcript has 5 exons. NCBI's taxonomy places the organism in Eukaryota, Metazoa, Chordata, Mammalia, Chiroptera, Vespertilionidae. Gene Ontology annotation, cellular component: cytoplasmic side of plasma membrane. The record is from RefSeq and is a predicted model, not a curated record. Gene Ontology annotation, biological process: cell surface receptor protein tyrosine kinase signaling pathway.